UUUCAUUGUUUUACGUCAAGUCAAGUGACAAAUAGCGACAACAAGAAUUUGUAUUUAUUUUCUUGAAAGCUACGGAAAACUAAACUUAAGCAAUAAAUAAGUACUUUUUUGAACAAUGUCUGUGCCACCGCAAGCGUUUGUUAAUAAAAACAAGAAGCAUUUUCUCGGAAUCCCAGCACCUUUAGGUUAUGUUGCUGGUGUUGGCAGAGGAGCGACUGGUUUCACUACUCGAUCUGAUAUCGGUCCCGCCCGAGAUGCCAACGAUGUAUCCGACGACCGACAUGCACCACCUGCUGCGAAACGCAAGAAGAACGAGGAAGAAGAUGAUGAUGAAGACUUGAAUGAUUCUAACUAUGAUGAAUUCUCAGGGUACAGUGGAUCACUGUUCUCAAAGGAUCCAUACGACAAAGAUGAUGCAGAGGCUGAUGCCAUUUAUGAGUCCAUUGACAAGAGAAUGGAUGAGAAGCGAAAAGAGUACAGAGAAAAACGACUCAAAGAAGACUUGGAAAGAUAUCGUCAAGAAAGACCGAAAAUACAACAGCAGUUUUCUGACCUAAAGCGAGAAUUGAAAACAGUGUCGGAGGAUGAAUGGUCUGCAAUUCCUGAAGUGGGUGAUGCGCGCAACAGAAAACAACGUAACCCUCGCGCUGAGAAGUUUACCCCAUUGCCGGACAGUGUGCUGUCCAGGAAUUUGGGAGGCGAGUCCUCCUCAUCCAUUGACCCUAAUUCCGGCUUGGCUUCUAUGAUGCCUGGUGUUAUGACUCCAGGGAUGUUGACUCCAUCUGGUGACCUGGACUUACGAAAGAUCGGUCAAGCGAGAAACACCCUUAUGACAGUGAAACUAUCCCAGGUUUCUGACUCGGUCACCGGUCAAACUGUAGUUGAUCCCAAAGGUUACCUCACAGAUCUCCAGUCGAUGAUACCCACGUAUGGAGGGGACAUUAAUGAUAUAAAGAAGGCUAGGUUGCUGCUAAAGUCUGUGCGUGAGACAAAUCCGAACCAUCCACCUGCUUGGAUUGCUAGUGCUCGAUUAGAAGAAGUUACUGGCAAAGUACAGUCAGCCCGUAACCUGAUUAUGAAGGGCUGCGAAGUGAACCCGAGCAGUGAAGAGCUUUGGUUGGAAGCGGCCAGGUUACAGCCCAGCGACACAGCUCGCGCUGUCAUAGCACAUGCGGCCAGAAAUCUGCCGCAUAGUGUGAGGAUUUGGGUGAAGGCUGCAGAUUUGGAGCAGGAACCUAAAGCUAAACGGCGAGUCUACCGCAAGGCUCUUGAACAUAUCCCCAACUCAGUCCGUCUCUGGAAGGCAGCAGUCGAACUCGAGAACCCUGAAGACGCCCGCAUCCUCCUCUCUCGCGCCGUGGAAUGCUGCCCUACCAGUGUGGAGUUGUGGCUGGCUUUAGCAAGGCUCGAGACGUAUGAAAACGCGAGGAAAGUCUUGAAUAAGGCCAGAGAGAAUAUUCCGACGGAUAGGCAGAUUUGGGUGACGGCUGCUAAGCUUGAAGAGGCCCAUGGCAACACACAUAUGGUGGAAAAGAUUGUAGAUCGAGCGAUCACAUCGCUAAGCUCCAACGGAGUUGAGAUCAACCGCGAGCACUGGUUCAAAGAGGCUAUGGAGGCGGAGAAAUCGGGCGCGGUUCAUACUUGCCAGGCUAUCAUCAGAUCUGUUAUUGGACAAGGCAUUGAACAAGAAGAUCAAAAACACACUUGGAUGGAAGAUGCGGAAGCAUGCGCAAACGAAGGCGCAUACGAAUGCGCCCGCGCAGUCUACGGCUACGCGCUCUCCGUGUUCCCUUCAAAGAAGUCUAUCUGGUUACGCGCCGCGUACUUAGAGAAACAACAUGGAACGCGCGCCAGUUUGGAAGCGUUGCUGCAAAGGGCUGUGGCGCAUUGUCCUAAGUCAGAGGUGCUAUGGCUUAUGGGGGCCAAAUCUAAAUGGCUGGCCGGUGAUGUCCCAGCGGCUCGUGGUAUCCUUUCCCUGGCUUUUCAGGCCAAUCCCAAUUCGGAGGAAAUUUGGCUCGCUGCUGUGAAACUCGAGAGCGAGAACAAAGAAUACGACAGAGCGAGACGGCUGCUGGCUAAAGCUCGAGCAUCGGCACCGACACCUAGGGUAAUGAUAAAGUCCGCCAAGCUGGAAUGGGCGCUCAACAACCUAGAAGUCGCCUUGAAACUGCUAGAGGAAGCCAUCAAAGUGUUCGGCGACUACGCGAAGCUGCAUAUGAUGAAAGGGCAGAUAGAAGAACAGAUGGGCAAGGAUGACGACGCGCAUAACACUUAUACGCAGGGGUUGAAAAAAUGCGCUACCAGCGUUCCCAUGUGGAUAUUACUGUCGCGGCUGGAGGAGAAGUUAAAACACAUCACCAAAGCCAGGUCGGUUCUGGAGAAGGCUAGACUUAGGAAUCCAAAGAAUGCUGACCUGUGGUUAGAAAGCGUGCGUCUAGAAAGGCGGAACGGUAGUGCAGAGAUAGCGAACGCCGUAAUGGCGAAAGCCCUGCAAGAGUGCCCGACCGCGGGCCGUCUGUGGGCAGACGCCAUCUUUAUGGAAUCGCGCCCACAGAGGAAAACCAAGAGCGUGGACGCCCUUAAAAAAUGCGAGCACGAUGCCCACGUAUUGCUGGCCGUAUCACAACUCUUCUGGACUGAGAGGAAGUUGAACAAGUGCAGGGAAUGGUUCAACCGCACGGUAAAGAUCGACGCCGACUUCGGCGACGCCUGGGCAUUCUUCUACAAGUUCGAAUUACUCCACGGCAACGAGCAACAGCAGGAGGAAGUCAAAACUCGGUGCAAGACCGCCGAACCGCGCCACGGCGAGUACUGGUGCAAGUACGCGAAAGACAUACAGAACUGGUGCUUUAGCACUGAACAGAUUCUAUUGCUAGUGGCUAAGAAUUUGCCCGUUCCUACGUGAAGUGUGUGUUUGAUUGUCUAUUUGGUAAGUGCUCGUGAA
Molecule: messenger RNA, 2944 nt
Organism: Cydia amplana
Lineage: Eukaryota; Metazoa; Arthropoda; Insecta; Lepidoptera; Tortricidae
Gene: Prp6
Product: pre-mRNA-processing factor 6
Exons: 17
Coding region: 116-2905 (929 amino acids)
Biological process (GO): mRNA splicing, via spliceosome; spliceosomal tri-snRNP complex assembly
Cellular component (GO): catalytic step 2 spliceosome; U4/U6 x U5 tri-snRNP complex
Molecular function (GO): protein binding
Source: RefSeq, a predicted model, not a curated record